UUGCGGUGAAACUUUCUGUUAGUGUGAGGAUGCACCGAUUUGACUGAGCCUGGUGAUAUUCUUACAUCGUUGGAGAUGAAGGCUAACCGACGAACUGUGAACUUGUGGAUAUUAAACUUUUUCCUGUGUUGGACUCCGGUUGAGGCACAGAUGGGCUUUGAUGGGUCUCUCUCUGCGCAGGAGCAGAUGUACAUCCUGUAUGAAAUCAAAAUGCAGUGCUACCAGAACCUCUCCAACAUUGAUCCAGGGACCACAGAUGAGGUGUGCCCCCCAGACUGGGACGGUCUUAUCUGUUGGCCCCAUGGCUCCCCUGGGCUGGUUACCAAGGUUCCCUGCCCAUCCUACAUCUAUGACUUCAAUCACAAUGGACAUGCUUACAGAAAGUGUGAUGUCAAUGGUUCCUGGGUAUUUGUAGACCAGUGGAACAAAACAUGGACCAACUACUCAGAAUGUCUACAUUUUCUUCAGCCUUUCAGCGACGAGGAAGCAAGAAAAGGCUUCUUUGAGCGGCUGUAUGUCAUGUAUACCAUUGGCUAUGCUGUGUCCUUCAGUUUUCUGUUAGUGGCCAUCAUGAUUAUUGGAUACUUCAGGCGCCUUCACUGCACCAGAAACUACAUCCACAUGCAUCUGUUUGUUUCCUUCAUGCUUCGGGCAGUCAGUAUCUUCGUGAAGGACAAAGUCGUCCAUUCCAGCGCUGGACUGCAGGACUUUGACUCCGCUCUGCUGGACAACUUAAAAACAGCUAGCAUAGCAUCACUUGACAAGUCUCAGUAUAUUGGCUGCAAGGUGACGGUGCUGCUUUUCAUCUAUUUUCUGGCCACCAACUACUACUGGGUCUUGGUAGAAGGUCUUUACCUCCACAGUCUCAUCUUCAUGGCCUUCCGAUCAGAUUCUAAAUACCUCUGGGGCUUAACACUCAUCGGAUGGGGUAAAUACAUCUCGAAAAUAAACAGUCUAAGCUCCCGUCCGUCGGCGACCCGGCUCUUCCCCGUCCGCGACGACCCAGCAGCUCCUCUCCGGACCAGCAGCACAGCUCCUCAGCUCCACUCCGACCGUGAUGGCGCGGCAGCCGCUCUCUGUUUGUGA
Messenger RNA from Stegastes partitus (bicolor damselfish), 1086 nucleotides. RefSeq names its product parathyroid hormone 2 receptor-like. Gene Ontology annotation, cellular component: plasma membrane. Lineage: Eukaryota; Metazoa; Chordata; Actinopteri; Pomacentridae. The transcript has 9 exons. Bases 76 to 1086 code for a protein of 336 amino acids. The record is from RefSeq and is a predicted model, not a curated record. Gene Ontology annotation, biological process: adenylate cyclase-modulating G protein-coupled receptor signaling pathway; cell surface receptor signaling pathway. Gene Ontology annotation, molecular function: peptide hormone binding; parathyroid hormone receptor activity; G protein-coupled peptide receptor activity.